Molecule: messenger RNA, 1364 nt
Organism: Drosophila takahashii
Lineage: Eukaryota; Metazoa; Arthropoda; Insecta; Diptera; Drosophilidae
Gene: Rab39
Product: RAS oncogene family member Rab39
Biological process (GO): Rab protein signal transduction; vesicle-mediated transport
Cellular component (GO): Golgi apparatus
Molecular function (GO): GTP binding; GTPase activity
Source: RefSeq, a predicted model, not a curated record
CGCACGCACACACUCACGGGCUGGCAUGAGAAAAAAACACAAAACAAAACAAAAUUCAGAGGCAGCUGAAUUCGAAUUCUCGAAUAUUUAUAAUUUAACAACCACCGCCGACGGCCGGGAAUCGAGCGUCGCGCAGCCAGGAAUCCAGGGAGCCCGACAAACCAUCAAAUUGCUUCGGAAACCCAGAAAACCCAAGCAGCAGCAGCAAAACAGCGAUUUGCGUCUCAAAGUUUGCGAGAGACAGGUGGAAAUUGAGAUACUUUGCGGACUCACAGAUAAAUCCGUGAAUUUCGCCGCAAAGACGACAUUUCGCCAUGGUGGAGCCCAUUUUCGAGUAUCAGUUUCGACUGAUUUUAAUCGGCGACAGCACCGUGGGCAAAAGUUCGCUGCUCAAGUUCUUCACAGACGGCAAAUUCGCCGAGUUGUCUGAUCCCACGGUGGGCGUCGACUUCUUCGCCCGCCUGAUCGAGAUGAAGGACGGCACACAGAUCAAGCUGCAGCUGUGGGACACCGCCGGGCAGGAGCGCUUCCGGUCGAUCACCAAGUCCUACUACCGCAACUCGGUGGGCGUGCUGCUCGUCUACGACAUAUCGAAUCACGCCAGCUUCGAGCACAUACCGCUGUGGAUGAUGGAGGCGCAGCGGCACAUCGAGCCCCACCGCCCCGUUUUCGCUUUGGUCGGCUGCAAGCUGGACCUGAUCAACGCGGGCGGCCACCGCGAGGUGACCACCGAGGAGGCGCAAAAGUUUGCCAAACAGCACGGCCUGCAUUUCGUGGAGACGUCGGCCCGUUCCGGUGCGAAUGUGGAGGAGGCCUUCCGCAUGGUCACCCAGGAGGUCUACGCCCGCAUCCGGUCGGGCGAGUACAAGGCAGAGGACGGCUGGGAUGGGAUCAAGUCCGGUUUCUCGCGGCCCAAUAGUCUCGACUUCAAUCUCGUCGUCGCCGAGCCGGAGAAGUCAUCCUGUUGUUGAUUACCUACCCCACAUCUUUUAUUAUUUUUUCAAUACUGUUUGUGUACAUUGAUUUGUAUCGUACCCCUCCUUUUUCCCCCCUGAAAAACUACUUUGUUGACUCUUUUAAUCUUGUUUAAUCGCCUAGUUAAGCUGGAAAACCAAAACAGUUACGUAUAUUUGUACAAUGCGUUUUUUUUUCUAAUUACCUUUAGUUUCGCUCUUAAGUUAACUUUUAGUUAGGUGACUCACGGAAAUUAGUGGUUUGUUUCGUCCCAAUUAUUCGAGAAAUACGUAGCGUAGAGUUUCUGUGCUCCUAACUCAUACAACACAUAACUCCACAUACACAAAUGCGAACGGAAAAGCUAUACAUAUACUUGAAACUUGAAAUAUAAACGUUUUUAUUAAUACGAA